Molecule: messenger RNA, 5088 nt
Organism: Xenopus laevis (African clawed frog)
Lineage: Eukaryota; Metazoa; Chordata; Amphibia; Anura; Pipidae
Gene: emc1.S
Product: ER membrane protein complex subunit 1 S homeolog
Exons: 24
Coding region: 153-3125 (990 amino acids)
Biological process (GO): protein folding in endoplasmic reticulum
Cellular component (GO): EMC complex; endoplasmic reticulum membrane
Source: RefSeq, a predicted model, not a curated record
UCUAUGGUACCAGAGGCGCACUCAUUGGUUAGCUCUGAUCGUAGGCCUCUCUGACAGUGAAGCGUCAUCAAUCUCUAUGGUUCAGAGCGUCGCUCUGCCCAACGCUGCUCGUAUCUAUUGUGCUGUGGAGGAGUUGCUGUCCCCCGGGUGUCAUGGCGGCCGGUCUGUGUUGGGUUUCGCUGCUCCUGGCCUCCGUGGCACUGAGUCGGGCUGUGUAUGAGGACCAAGUGGGCAAGUUUGAUUGGAGGCAGCAGUACAUGGGGAGGAUCAAGUUUGCAUCACUGGAAUCUGGUUUGGGAGCCAAAAAGCUCAUUGCGGCUACUGACAAGAACAUUGUUGCGGCUCUGAACUCCCGGACUGGUGAUCUAUUGUGGCGCCAUGUUGAUAAAGACACGUCUGAGGGAACAGUGGAUGCGCUGAUGAUGAUUGGCCAAGAUGCUAUUACAGUGUCUGGGGGGCGCCUGCUGCGCUCAUGGGAGACCAACAUUGGGGCCCUAAACUGGGAGGCUGUGCUGGAACCUGGAAGUUUUCAGGCAUUGAGUUUUGCUGGCAGUCAGGAUACAGCUCGGUACGUGGCAGUUUUGAAGAACUCAGAAUUAUCUCUCCACUUUCUCUCCAAUGGACAUCUCAAGUGGUCGGAGUCGAUCCCAGAGAGUGACUCUGUACAGUACCAGCUGCUCCACUCUCCAUACAAAGGUUAUGUCCAUGUCGUGGGACUUGUCCCUCAGAGUCACCUGACUAUCCUCACAUUCAGCGUGGAAGACGGCUCUAUCAGCCACCAGGUUCGGGUCUUGACUCCAUGGCUGCGUACCCUGCAUGGGACUUGUGGGGUGAUUGGAGAAGGUGUUUUGGUUUGUGGUGAUGCACCAAUGGCCUCUGUUCACAUUGUUUCUUUACUCUCCGGUGAGGAGACAACACGCCAUUCUCUGCAGUCCCUGGGCAUUGAACUGGCUGAAGAACUUACUCAGUUGGAUGUAAUCACAGCACCUCAAAAUGGUAUAGGGGAGAGCCUUUCACAGUUCUUCCUGCAGAUUGCACCCCGACGAUUUGUGUUAAUGCAGCACCGUGAUGGAGUCCUCACCCCUCUGCGCGACUUCUCCCAGGUUUCACUGGUGAACUUUGCUACCACCGGAGAGAAAACUGUUGUUGCAGUGAUGCAGUGCAAAACCGAAGGGAACCAGAAAUCUGGACCAGAGCCUGAGGAUCCAACAGGACAAAAUUGUGCUGAGGAGCCCUGGUACUGCCCUGGACACACCUACAGCAUCAAUCUGUACAUGGCUGAUAGCGGCAGGCGACUGUUAGAGACCACCAUGAGCUUCACCCUGGAUCAGAGCUGUGUGCGACCGGAUUCUUUCUACCUCCAAACAUUCCUGAGAAAGGACGAUUCAGUGGGUUAUCGAGCCCUGGUACAGACUGAGGAUAACCAGCUCCUGUUCCUCCAGCAGCCAGGGAAAUCAAUUUGGCUGCGAGAGGAAUCUCUGGCUGAUGUGGUCACCAUGGAAAUGGUCGAUUUACCUCUGACAGGAGCCCAGGCUGAACUGGAAGGGGAGUUUGGCAAGAAAGCGGCUAUACAAGACGGGCUGCUAGGGAUGGUGCUAAAGCGACUGUCGUCCCAGCUGAUCUUACUGCAGUCCUGGAGCGCCCACCUCUGGAAGAUGUUCUGUGACGCCCGUAAGCCCCGCAGCCAAAUCCGCAAUGAGAUCAACGUCGACACACUGGCCAGGGAUGACUUCAACCUGCAGAAGAUGAUGGUUAUGGUGACGGCCUCUGGAAAGCUGUUUGGCAUUGAGAGCAGCUCUGGUAGUGUCAUAUGGAAGUUUUACCUGCAUGGAGUUCACCCCGGCUCUUCCUUCAAGUUACUUGUCCAGAGAACGACGGCUCACUUCCCUCACCCACCUCAGUGCACCCUGCUGGUCAAGGAUAAGGUGACCGAGAAAAGUGCAAUGUACGUGUUUAACCCAAUCUUUGGAAAGCUGAGCCAGCUGGCCCCUCCCACCUUGCAGCGCCCCAUCCUCCAGUCUCUGCUCCUCCCCAUCAUGGACAAUGACUAUGCUAAAGUGUUGCUGCUCCUGGAUGAUCAGCACAAGGUCAUUGCUUUCCCUGCUACAAAGUAUGUUGUUCAGCAGCUACAGGAACUGCGUUCCACCAUAUUCUUCUAUCUGGUUGAUGUGGAAAAAGGCAAACUAUCCGGCCUGCGGCUGCAUAAGGACCUUUCUACAGAGGAGAUUUGGGAAGUUUUGCUGCCACCAGACUUGCAGAGGAUCACUGUUGUAAAGGGAAAGCGAUCCAACGAGCAUGUUCAUUCCCAAGGGCGUGUAAUGGGUGACCGCAGCGUACUUUACAAGUACCUGAAUCCCAACCUGCUGGUGCUGGUGACGGAGAGCACAGACACACACCCAGAGCGCUGCUUUAUUGGGAUCUAUCUCAUUGAUGGGGUCACAGGACGCAUUAUCCAUUCAUCUGUGCAGAGAAGAGCUCGGGGCCCUGUACAGAUUGUCCAUUCAGAGAACUGGGUGGUGUAUCAAUAUUGGAACAGCAAAGCUCGCCGCAGUGAGGUGACCGUUCUAGAGCUUUACGAAGGAACAGAACAGUAUAACAGCACUAACUUCAGCUCCCUGGAUAGGCCACUUCUCCCCCAUGUUCUACAGCAGUCCUACAUCUUCCCUUCAGCUAUCCGUGCCAUGCAGGCCACCAUAACUGAGCGAGGCAUCACCAGUCGCCAUAUUCUCAUUGGCCUUCCUUCCGGAGCGAUCCUUUCCCUCCCUAAAGCAUUACUGGACCCAAGGCGACCGGAGAUACCAAAUGAAUACACCAGAGAGGAGAAUUUAAUCCCUUAUACUCCAGACAUUCAGAUCCACGCUGAACGCUUUAUAAAUUACAACCAGACGAUCUCUCGCAUGCGCGGAAUUUACACGGCCCCCUCUGGACUGGAGUCAACGUGCCUGGUUGUGGCCUACGGACUUGACCUUUACCAGACGCGAGUUUACCCCUCGAAGCAGUUCGAUGUCCUGAAGGAUGAUUAUGAUUAUAUCCUGAUAAGCAGCGUCCUGAUUGGCCUGGUCUUUGCUACAAUGAUCACCAAGAGGUUGGCCCAGGUCAAGCUGCUGAACCGAGCCUGGCGCUAAAUCUGUUCCGUCCAACAAGACCAGAUUCCUCGUUGUUUCAUGGACAAACCCAUCUCGUACCACUGUGCAUAUUUCUUGUCGACAAAUAAGCAGAGAUAUUCCUAUUAAAUCCUGAUGCGCAAGAAGUAAAUCUGGGCUUGUGCCACCAACUGAUUCAAAUUGAAUUUCCGUGAAACUGACACCAGCUGAGGUUGAAAUGUCUGGUCUGAACUGAAACGUGUGAAUUACGGGUCUAAACUCGUAACAAGUUGCUGCCCUAAAGGUACCUCGAAUCAUGUGCCGCCUGGAAAAUGGCCACUGUACAUCCUAUUGAUUGGUUGAAAUGGGGUGAUCCAUUCAAUUAGACCCCUGGAGACAUCAACGGGUUAAUAUGGUCCUUACACCUCAAAGCAGCCUAAUUAGCAGAAAUUGUCUAGAUAUCUACUGGCCAUACAGACAACCCAAAAUUAUAAGAUGGUAAAAGCCAAACACCUUGCAUUAAAGAGCAUGGGCAAAUCUUUUACUAUAAAUUAAAUUAACCCUAAUUAUAUCUGCUCCCUACUAUACUGGAUAGUCCUGCCAUCAGAAUUAAAUACAUUCAGUGCCACCAAAAGUGAUUACACAAAAAGACCCAGACAAUAUAGGUACCUGUUAACCCAUCCCUAAUUCGACUAGGCCUCCAACUGUGACUGCAACUGGGGCUCAGCUCUUUUAUAUUGAAAUUAAAUCUAUAAUUGUCAUUUUUAGCAUUCAGAUUAAUUCUCCCUCCGCUAAUGAAAUGAAAAAUGAAUGGGAUUUCCCCAGUAGUCCCAUUUCUUUCCCAUUUGUGGUGCAGCUUUCAAGCAGACGUCAUUUUAGAAGGAUCAAUAGUUUUGUUUCCUCUUAUCUGAUCCACUAAUCAAACCAGGCAUCUCUAGCCAGCAGAACUGUGAAUGAACGGCACCAUUUAUUCCUUCCAUGAGACCAAAAAGAUUACUGUAUAAUUCAGGCAGGAGGAGAUACAGUGAGUUAUAGUUUAGCAACAUCUUACAUAAAUGGCUCGUCUAAGGGAUUAAUCAUUAGUGAGAUAUUAACCCAUUGAUUUAAAUUCCAUACGAGGUUCCAUAUUUCUGCAGGAAGUAGGAUAAAGGUCCCUUUUAUAAUGCUCAUGAAUUUGUCACCUCUAGUUGGGAUUUGAACUCGCAACCUGCUAGCUUUUGCUUAACUACAACUCUCAUCCUAAUCACCGAGCUGUGGUUAAUUAGUCUAAUUGUCCUAACCUACAGCAAUCACAACCAAUAGGUUCAAAUAAAAUUCUUUUGCAUUUAGGGCUGUAUAAUAAUUUGAUCUAUUUAUUUUGCAGCAUUAAAGGAAAUAAAAACCAGUGCUCAGAGCACUUUUGCUUUCUGCAUUGAGCCCUUUUUUUUCUAGAUUUUAAGGUAUUCACAAUUACUACACUGCUGAUAUAAUGAAUUUCGAACAACAGCGCCACCUGCUGUUCGUUUCUACCAAUUGCCAGAUUUAAGUUAGUGAGAAGAGCAAAGUCUUGUGAUGUUAUUCUGCUCAAACCUGAACAGAGAGACGUCGGCUAUCUAAUGUCAUUUUUGGAGUAAUCGCAGGACUUUCCCCUUUUUGCUGACUUGACUUGCUGUGCGCCGAAUUGAACAGCAGUUGGCGCUGUUGUUGAGAUUCAUUAUAUUGGAGUAAAAACUGCUGAUAUCUUGAAAACUAGAAUAAAAAAUAUUGUAAAUAGAGCACUCUGGUUUACAAGGUUUUGCAUUUCCUUUAAUAGAUUUGACCCUACUUGGGAUAUGUUCUAUCUUUGCACUGAAACCCCACCCAAUAGAGGAGAGGGUGGCCCAAUAUAUCCUCACUGGAGUUGAUUUUCUAGAUCCUGUGGUUUAUUGUUGGAACUGAUAUUCCUAAGAUGCUAUUUGAUAUGAAAGAGAAAAAUGUCAGUUCACGGGUAUAAAAUAAAGGUAAAAUAAACAUGUUUUACAAUCUC